Molecule: messenger RNA, 2123 nt
Organism: Xyrauchen texanus (razorback sucker)
Lineage: Eukaryota; Metazoa; Chordata; Actinopteri; Cypriniformes; Catostomidae
Gene: il6r
Product: interleukin 6 receptor
Exons: 10
Coding region: 279-2123 (614 amino acids)
Biological process (GO): cytokine-mediated signaling pathway
Cellular component (GO): external side of plasma membrane
Molecular function (GO): protein binding; cytokine receptor activity
Source: RefSeq, a predicted model, not a curated record
CAAGUAGAUAGUUCAUUAUGCGGCGGAAGGGGAAGGGGCUGCAGUCUUCUGAAUCCCUCACAAACAUGCGAGCUUCUGGUUGAUUUCUUGAAGGAACUGAAAAUAUUUUUGAACUGUAUAAUAUCAGUUUUUCUGCCAAUUGGGGCUGCCAAAAUUUUGACGGCCAAAAAUGUAAGAAUUUCCCUCGUUAACCUUGCAGUUACGACAUUAUGUCGGGUUAUACUGUGAUUUUUUUGAGCUUGAUUCUUUUUAGAGGUGGAUUCUAAGCCCCAAUAAUAAUGUGGGCCGGGUCUGCGCUCAAGUUAAUCGGUUUAUUAGCUGCGUUCAAAGUUCACUCUGCUGUGAAAGAUGAUCUGUGUAGUCGAAAAGAGCCCCCUCCUGGAGUUUUGGUACUGAAGUUGGGAAGCAAUGUUGUGCUUGGCUGCAGGGGUGAUGUCACUGUGGAUGAUGUGCCACUGGCUUCGGCCACUGUUAUGAAUAAAAGAGACAGAAACAGGUGGAAAGCAGACAUACCUGUCAUAUGGACAACUCAAAGAGAAACAGUAUACGCUGAUGUUAAUAGUACACAUCAGACCAAUAUCAAGAGAGUUGUAACAACUGGAACAGACCAAAAGAUAUUUGAUUCUAGUAAAUAUACUAAAGCUAAAGAAGAUAUGAAGAUCACUGUUAAAACCCCCAUAUCCAUAAAGAAUGAGCAAACCACUUCAAGGCGUGUUUCACGUGCUGUCAAUCAACACACCCAGUCAGAGAUAUCAGAUGGAGCCAAACCGGGAAAAGAGGCAUUUGCUGUUACCAUGGGGCCGGAAAACUUUUCUGAGGAUGAUGAAUUUGAGGAUUAUUAUGAAGAGGAAGGGUCAAGAGUGACAAGAGGCAUCAAAAUGCGAACACGCUGGACUCUGAAUGGUCAACUAGUACGUGUGGGAGUGGAAAGGGGUGGGAUUUUAAAACUUCCUAAUCUCAGUUUGGCCAAUGGUGGUAAUUACCACUGCUACAGAGGAGCGAGACUGAUUUCAACUGUCAAAAUCAGCGUUGGUGUGCCUCCAGAAAAACCUACUGUCUCGUGCAACAGGAAAUCUCACACCAGCCAGGUACGCUGUGUUUGGACAUCCAAACAACCAGUAACCCCACGUCCUCUGUGUUAUCUACUACUUAGAAGAGGAUUUUUUAGUAAUGCCACCCAUGUGCCUUGUUCAUUCUCCCAUUUGCGGUGUUGGUGUGCUUUUCCUGUGGAGGAAGGUGACAGAACUCUCCAUUUGGCACAACUCUGUGUGACGAACAUAGCAGGCAAUGCUGCCAGUCGUGUAAUCAGCUUUAACCUACAGGACAUCAUUAAGCCAGAUCGCCCAACCAACGUUGUGGUGAGAGCAGUUGAGGGCCAGGAGGACACACUUAAAGUGUCCUGGUCUUAUCCCAGUACAUGGAAGCAAGGCUUCUAUUACCUGCAAUUUCAGCUGCGAUAUCGACACCAACAAGCGCAGGAGUACAAGUCAGUGUUGGUGGAUAAAAGUUUGAAAAAUCGGCUGUCCUGGAUGAUUUACUAUGCUCUGCCAGAUAGUCAGUAUGAGGUGCAGCUUUGUGCCAAGGAUGAGUAUGACGGCAUCUGGAGUGAUUGGACUGACCCUGUCUUUGCCUUAACCUGGACAGAACCUAAAACUACUACUGCCUCUGAAAGCAGCACUUUGGAACCAUUCGAGAUGUUUCCUGAAGCCUCUGGAGGAUAUGGAGUUGACCCUGAUAUAGGUUCAGUGUUGAUAGCUGGAGCUGCUGAUGAAUAUGCUCCAGUGUGGCUGUAUGUGUCAUGGCUUUUGGGGCUGUGUUUUCUUGUAGCCCUCACCAUACUCUCAGUCUAUUUUUUCAGGCAUAGGCUACAUUUUGUGUAUAGAAAAGGAAAAAAGAUUUUUCCCUUUUCCUUCAUCUCUCGAUACUCUCCCCCUCGUCCUCCACCUCCAACCUCCGAACAGCUUCCAGAGGAAAGGUCUCCUCCCGAGCACUGCCAGCAUUACUCUCUUCCAGUUCAGCAAGAGGAAGAGGAGGGCAUUCAUCUGCACAAUAUGGACUAUUUCCUGUCUCAAGGGGCUGAGGGUGUGCCAUGGACGGUUGGCUCUUCUACACAAGAGACAUGA